Messenger RNA from Cylas formicarius (sweet potato weevil), 1550 nucleotides. RefSeq lists its product as uncharacterized. NCBI's taxonomy places the organism in Eukaryota, Metazoa, Arthropoda, Insecta, Coleoptera, Brentidae. The record is from RefSeq and is a predicted model, not a curated record. The coding region runs from base 435 to 740 and encodes 101 amino acids. The transcript has 2 exons.
GCUGCUAGGAGACAAAGGGACAUAGGGCGGGGAGGAUUCCUUGGUGGAGCUCUUCCCUGGAGCGUCUCAGGAGGAGGGUGAGGAGGCUGUUCAAUACAGCGAAGAGCAGCGACCUAGGUACGUAGACAGUACAAAAAAGAACUAGGGGCAUCACAGAGGAAGGCCUGGAGGAGCUACUGCGACGGAGUAAUGAAUACCCCGGACGCCGCUAGGCUCCUUAGGGCUACUUGGGAAGACUGGGAGUGGUCGGCCGAUCCGGGCACAGUGGGGAAUGCUGAAGUCGGGGGUCGUCUUAGAUGCGACUACGCCACGGCAGGGAGGGUGGUUACCCAUAGUAGGCUGAGGUGAGCUUUAACCCCUUCAAGUCGGCGGGCGGGGAUGGAGUAUUUCCGACUCUGCUGCAAAGGGACGGAAGUCUCGUGACCAGCCCGCUGAUGGAUCUGUUCAGAGCAUCAAUGCCCGAGCAGGGUAGUGUUCAUCCUCAAGGUAGGGAAGAACGACUACACGGACCCGAAGUCAUACCGGCCCGUUUGUCUAAUCAGCUUCAUUAUGAAAACUCUGGAGAGACUUGUGGACCGGUACCUGAGGGACUGGGUGGAGCUGGAAGCCCCUUUAGAGCCAGUUCAGCAUGCGUACCGAAGCGUGUGGGCUCGGCUCUUCACCAUCUGACUUCCAGGUUGGAGGAGGGUAUGGGCUCGGGACGGCUGUCGGGAGGUGGAGCUAACCGACUGGAGGAUUGAGUCAAGACUGGGUGGGGAGCGGGUCUCCAUCGACUCAUCACGGGGCUGUUCACGGGGAGGGGUCUUGUCCCCCUCCCUGUGGAGUCUAGUGGUGAACGAGAUAUUGCAUAUUCUGAGGGAAGAACACGAGGUCUAUGCUCAGGCAUAUGCAGAUGACCUUGUGAUAAUGACACAGGGGACGGACGUGGGAAGGAUGCGGGGGCUCCUGAACGGGGCAUUGGCAAGAUUCUCACAAUGGUGCCGGCAGAGCAGUUAGCUAUCAAACCUGGCAAGGUGGAGAUGGUCAUCUUCACCAGGAAAAGUAAGGUGGAGCGUAACCUCAACAACCUCUUUCUGCAAGUGGAAGCGCCAAGUACUUGGGGGUAUGGUUACACCUGAAUCCCGGGUGAGAAAACGGGCCGUGGUGGGCUGGAGGUUGCUCCGGCAAUGAGGUCGGUAAGGCUUAUGAUGGAUAGGCCCGCCCUCCCUCGGACCAAGGAGCUGCUUGGACUGACCAGAAGGGAGUGUACAGCACUAGCAGGGGUCUACACAGGCUUAGGAGGCAUCUUUGCUUGCUAGGCAUUGGAGACGACCCGGAGUGCAGUUGAUGCAUGGAAGGGGAGGAGACCCCGGAUCAUCUGCUCACCGAGUGUCCUGCUUUGAUAUGGGCAAGAUUUAGAGUCUUCGGAACGGCCCUGAUCGAUCCGAACUUAGUGCACGGUAUUGGGAGGUCUGGGGGCUCAACGGGCCCAUCUGGUGGCCUAAAUGCUUGGACGCCCGCGGGAGGCGCCCCCUUUAAUACCAAUACCAAUACCCCAUAGGAAAGAGGCC